UUCCUUUCAGUUCUGAGUUCUCCACUCUCUGCUUCUUCGUCUUUGGAGAGGAAAGCUGCUGGUUUAAGUUCAAGACUAAAGUGAGAAUGAAACGCUUUUUUCAACCCAUACAGAAAGAUGGAUCCUGCAAGAAACCCAAUCUUUCCGAUUCUGUCAACGAUGGGGAGAAGAAAGAGACACCGGCCGCCGCCGACGACAACCAUAAUAAAGGGGAGCCGACAAAAUUCGUAACAUGGAAUGCCAACAGUUUCCUUCUCCGGGUAAAAAAUGACUGGCCCGAGUUCACCAAAUUCAUUGAAACCCUCGAUCCUGACGUUAUCUGUAUACAAGAGGUGAGAAUGCCUGCUGCUGGGACUAAGAAAGGAUCAAAAAACCAAGGAGAGAUUAAGGAUGAUAGUAACUCAUCACGGGAAGAGAAGCAGAUUAUGAUGCGAGCCCUCUCUAAUCCGCCAUUCAGAAAUUACAAUGUUUGGUGGUCUCUUUCAGAUUCAAAAUAUGCAGGGACUGCGAUGCUUAUUAAGAAAUGUUUUUCACCCAUUAAGGUCUCUUUCUCAUUGGAUCUAAAAGGUUCAAAACAUGAAAUGGAUGGGCGAGUUAUUUUAGCAGAUUUUGGAACAUUUCGUCUGUUGAAUACAUAUUCACCAAAUAACGGUUGGAAAGACGAAGAGAACGCAUUUCAAAGGAGAAGAAAAUGGGACAAAAGGAUGAUAGAGUUUGUUUCCCUAGUUUCUGAUAAGCCCCUUAUUUGGUGUGGUGAUCUCAAUGUAAGUCAUGAAGAUAUUGAUGUGAGUCAUCCUGAAUUCUUCAGCUCUGCAAUGCUAAAUGGCUAUGUUCCACCAAAUAAAGAGGAUUGCGGUCAGCCAGGAUUUACCUUAUCCGAGAGGAAGCGCUUUGGUUCUUUACUAAAGGAGGGAAAGCUUAUUGAUGCAUAUAGAUACCUGCACAAAGAGAAAGACAUGGACUGUGGAUUCUCGUGGUCAGGAAAUCCAAUUGGAAAAUAUCGUGCAAAGAGAAUGAGAAUAGAUUAUUUCACAGUCUCGGAGAAACUCAAAGAUAGAAUAGUUUCUUGUGAGAUGCACGGACAGGGAGUUGACUUGAAAGGUUUCUAUGGUAGUGACCAUUGCCCAGUAUCCCUCGAGCUUUCACAAAUCAAACCCGAACCUGCUUCCGAAGAAGCUAAGUUUCUCGAAAACUAACUUGGCUAGUUCAUUCUUAGCAAAAACAAUCCAAACCCGAAUCUCCUUUUUAGAUUUUAAUUUUUGCAGUGAAGGAAUAGUUGUAUUAGAGAUUUGGAUUUGUGAAGUAUUUAAUUUAUGUGAUGUAUUUUGUUAUUAUUGGCUGCAGUUGUUUCUGUAUCUUCUUGGGAAAUUGAAGUCCACAAAAUGUUUUUUUUU
Molecule: messenger RNA, 1394 nt
Organism: Impatiens glandulifera
Lineage: Eukaryota; Viridiplantae; Streptophyta; Magnoliopsida; Ericales; Balsaminaceae
Product: DNA-(apurinic or apyrimidinic site) endonuclease
Exons: 9
Coding region: 87-1196 (369 amino acids)
Biological process (GO): base-excision repair
Cellular component (GO): nucleus
Molecular function (GO): DNA-(apurinic or apyrimidinic site) endonuclease activity; phosphoric diester hydrolase activity; double-stranded DNA 3'-5' DNA exonuclease activity
Source: RefSeq, a predicted model, not a curated record